CGGCGGCCGACCCCGGGGAGGCGCCCCGAGCCGGUGCCUGCGGGGAGCUGGGGACCCGAGCCGGCCUCCGCCCCCCGGACACGCAGCCAGCGUGGUUCCCGCGUGCAACUGAAGCUCCCGGGAGCGGCUCUUGCUUUGCCCCCCGUGGGAGGCGAACCCAGCUCCGUCUUAAACUCCAUCUCGUGGGCUGGAAUAAGUCGCGGCGCCGGCGCCGAGCCCUCAACGCCUUCCUGCGCGGAUCCCGGGACGUACAAAGCCGGGACCGUCCCGUCCCGGGACGGGAUGCGGGUCGGUCCCGUGCGCUCUGCCAUGAGCAGCGCCUCGCAGCCCCGCGGCCCGACCUUGCUGCUCCCGGCCGCCCGCGGCGGCCCGGCCAAACGCUUACUGGACGCGGACGACGCGGCGGCGGUGGCGGCCAAGUGCCCGCGCCUCUCUGAGUGCUCCAGCCCACCAGACUACCUCAGCCCCCCUGGCUCUCCCUGCAGUCCGCAGCCUUCUCCCGCCGCGCCGGGUUCGGGCGGCGGCUCCGGGAGCGCGCCGGGGCCCAGCCGUCUCGCCGACUACCUGCUGCUGCCCCUGGCCGAGCGCGAGCAUGUGUCCCGGGCGCUGUGCAUCCACACGGGCCGCGAGCUGCGCUGCAAGGUGUUUCCCAUUAAACACUACCAGGACAAGAUCAGGCCUUACAUCCAGCUACCAUCACACAGAAACAUCACCGGCAUCGUGGAAGUGAUCCUUGGGGAAACCAAGGCCUAUGUCUUCUUUGAGAAGGACUUUGGGGACAUGCACUCCUACGUGCGAAGCCGGAAGAGGCUGCGGGAAGAGGAGGCUUCCCGGCUCUUCAAGCAGAUUGUCUCUGCCGUUGCCCACUGUCACCAGUCGGCCAUCGUGCUGGGGGACCUGAAGCUUAGGAAAUUUGUCUUCUCCACGGAGGAGAGAACCCAGCUCAGACUGGAAAGUCUGGAAGAUACCCACAUAAUCAAGGGGGAAGAUGACGCUCUGUCAGACAAGCACGGCUGCCCAGCCUACGUGAGCCCCGAGAUUCUGAACACCACCGGGACCUACUCCGGGAAGGCGGCGGACGUUUGGAGCCUUGGGGUGAUGCUCUACACCCUUUUGGUGGGGCGAUACCCCUUCCAUGACUCAGACCCCAGUGCCCUUUUCUCCAAAAUCCGCCGUGGACAGUUCUGCAUUCCUGACCACAUUUCCCCCAAAGCCAGGUGCCUCAUUCGCAGCCUCCUGAGGCGGGAGCCUUCGGAGAGACUCACUGCCCCUGAGAUCCUACUCCAUCCCUGGUUCGAUUCUGUCUUGGAACCUGGGUACGUCGACUCAGAAAUGGGAACUUCAGACCAGAUUGUCCCAGAGUACCAGGAGGACAGUGAUGUUAGUUCCUUCUUCUGCUAAUCCCCAAAACCUCAGAAACCUCAUAAUUCUCACACAUGGCAUUUCCAUUUCCAAAGAUGGACAGGCCUCUCGACGUGGUGCCAACCAGAUACGUGAUGGCGCAAAGACGGUAGCUGCUGAGCUGAACACGGCGCCCCUCUGACUGGCUGUGAUGAGUGACUUGGUUGGUGUGAGCAGCGCGCACUCUGAUUGGCUGCCCUACAGAGCUGUUUCCCUUCCUAAGGAGCCCCCUCCAACUGUCCCUCUGUCAGACCGGGGGUCCGCAUCUUUGAUAGGUGGCAAAGAGUACGGAUGUCCUACAGCGUGUGCUCAGUGACUUGAACAUUUUCUCAAGGGAGAGGAAGUGGAUCACACAUGGCAUUUGGGGUAAUAGCCUAUUUUAACAGGGUGACAAGUAAUUCGGGCCAAUGCACCUGCCGUCUUUGAACUUGUCUUUGGUAGCUGGACUUCGCGAUCCCAGCUUCUCUGAUGGGAGAGUUCGCUUUCGUGUUGGUUGGGUUCACCACUCACCCUUCACACACGUUUAGCAAUGACUCUGCUCCGUUUGGGGGGCAGACUGUGUUAGGAGCAUAGGAGCCUGCCUGCACCGCGAACCCAGACUCUCUCCUGUUUCCUGCCGAGACCUCAUGUGCACUAAUGCCUUCUUCCUGACCUUGAAACGUCUCCCCUUCACUGUAAAAGCACUUACCAGCCAACGGUGGAGAAGUGUCACAAACCAUUCGAACUCCUGGCUAUUUCAGAACUCUGAGCUCAGACAGAGACGGCGGAUUUUCAAAGAUAAUUCGAGCAGUUGGAAACUGUUAGCUUUUUUGGUUCCUCUCAAAUAUGUUCGCAUCUAUCUUUUACUUUCCCCUCCCCAAGACCAUCUCAGGGUGGAGUGUUUUGUCUAAGAAGAGAAAGAUAGAGUCUCUCCACUCCCCUCUCACAAGAACAAAGGUUAAACCAGAGAAGGUGAAUUUUGGAUGGGUCUCAGACCAAGUUCCAGAAUUAUACUUUAACCCUCCCCGCCCCGAUGGACAUGGUCUGCCCUUGGCAUUGUGUGUGUGUGUCUGCAGUUUUGCAUGAUGGGUUGUUAAUAUUUCAAAUGUGGUGUGGUCUAUGAAUACAUCUGUGUACUCAGCAUCUGGAGGAAAUAGCAAACCCCAAAUCUUUAAAGUCAGAAGGGACUUCAAAAGUCAUCUAGUCCAGCUUCUUUUCUCUUUCUGCCACCUUCCAAUGCAGAAAUCCCCCUUCAGCUUCUUUUACCACUGGGAAUCCAGUCUCUGUUUGAAUGCUUCCGGAAAUAGGAACUCACUCCCUACGAAAGAUAGAGCUUAACAGAGAAACUGCAACUUGCAUUAUAAACCAAGUACAGAAGAAAUACCAGUCAGUGUCUGGACAGGAGUGAAAUUAGGUGGUUAAACGGGUAAACUAAACAUACUGUAUUUUGAGAAAUGACACAGAAACAGGCAGUCAUGUUUAAGGGCUACGCCUAGGCAAACUACUAACGUGCAUUGUUGAGAAUGCCGUGUAUACCUCAUGUACUGUGUACUUUGUACAUACAUUUUACCUUUUCUACAUAUGUUCGAUAUUGUUUUGUUGUUUUGGCUCUGAGGCUUGUUUUGUUGUCUGUGUCUGUCUGAAUAACCUGCGUGUCUCAAACCACGUGAAAUGUGAAUGAUUAUUGGCAAUAUUACCUUGACAGAAUCAUGGGACUCGGAGAAGAGAGAGGACAGAGGUCUCUGUCGUGGUUGCUCGACUGUUGUAUCUGUGAUACAGUACCCGGCUGAGGACUCCGGCCGGGAAAGCUAGGAACACUAGAUCCUUCCUGUAUAUGUGUAUAUAUGUGAACAGUGAGACGGCUGUUUUUGACUUGUAGAGAAAUUUUAAUA
Molossus molossus (Pallas's mastiff bat) is the source of this 3272-nucleotide messenger RNA. RefSeq names its product tribbles pseudokinase 1 (gene TRIB1). The record is from RefSeq and is a predicted model, not a curated record. The transcript is spliced from 3 exons. Gene Ontology annotation, cellular component: nucleus. Gene Ontology annotation, molecular function: mitogen-activated protein kinase kinase binding; ATP binding; protein kinase activity. The coding region runs from base 283 to 1401 and encodes 372 amino acids. Lineage: Eukaryota; Metazoa; Chordata; Mammalia; Chiroptera; Molossidae. Gene Ontology annotation, biological process: protein phosphorylation; regulation of MAP kinase activity; positive regulation of proteasomal ubiquitin-dependent protein catabolic process.